Scedosporium apiospermum is the source of this 1146-nucleotide messenger RNA. RefSeq names its product Starch binding domain-containing protein. The coding region runs from base 1 to 1146 and encodes 381 amino acids. Lineage: Eukaryota; Fungi; Ascomycota; Sordariomycetes; Microascales; Microascaceae. The transcript is spliced from 2 exons. Gene Ontology annotation, molecular function: starch binding. Gene Ontology annotation, cellular component: membrane. The record is from RefSeq and is a predicted model, not a curated record.
AUGAAGUCAUUCGCCCCGUUGGUUCUCACAGUUUUUAUCCCCUCCGUAUAUGGACAUGGGUAUCUUACCAUUCCGAGCAGUCGAACUAGACUAGGGGCCGAGGCCGGGUUGGACAGCUGCCCAGAAUGCAGUAUCCUUGAACCCGUCUCCUCCUGGCCGGAUCUCAACGUCGCACCAGUGGGCCGUAGUGGACCAUGCGGCUACAAUGCCCGCGUCUCCAUCGACUAUAACCAGCCCACCAGCAACUGGGGAACAACUCCCGUCGCCGUCUACGCUCCCGGUCAAGUUGUCGACGUACAGUGGUGCGUCGACCACAACGGCGACCAUGGUGGUAUGUUCAGCUAUCGCAUCUGUCAGGAUCAGGCCCUCGUCGACAAGCUCUUGACGCCCGGGUAUCUCCCGACGAAUGUGGAGAAGCAAGCCGCCGAGGACUGUUUCGAAGCGGGUACCCUGAGCUGCACGGACGUUUCUGGCCAAGCCUGCAACUACAGCCCGGACUGUUCGCAAGGUCAAGCCUGCUGGAGGAAUGAUUGGUUUACUUGUAACGGAUUCCAGGCCUCGGAUAGGGCGAGGUGCAAGGGUGUCGACAAUGCGGCCAAGGGGUCAUGCUUCACGACCAUUGCCGGUGGGUACACCGUCACGAAGAAGAUCAAGAUUCCCGAAUAUGUCUCAAACCACACCCUCCUAUCCUUCAAGUGGAACUCGUACGAGACGGGUCAGAUCUACCUGUCCUGUGCCGAUAUUGCCAUCUCCGACGGCACGGGAGGGAACCCGCCCACGACCACCACAAAGAGUGCGACACCCACCUCGACCGAUGGCACUUGCACUGCAGCGAGCACAGUAGCUGUGACUUUCAACGAGGUCGUCACAACGCAGUACGGCCAAACAAUCAAGCUCGUGGGAUCCAUUCCCGAGCUGGGUAGCUGGAACCCAUCCAACGCGCCUGCACUUGACGCCUCCAAGUACACGACCUCCAACAACCUGUGGACCAUCACUCUGAACCUUGCAGCGGGAACUUCAUUCGAGUACAAGUUUGUCAACGUCGGUUCUUCUGGAGGUGUCACUUGGGAGAGUGAUCCCAACCGGUCGUACACGGUUCCGAAGUCGUGCUCUGCUACUGCUACCGUGAGUAACAACUGGAAAUAG